AUGGCGACACUGCACUCGGGCUAUGCGGAUAAGCCUGAAUCUUUGCUCGAGUCAGCCGCAUCUCAACACUCGCAGUCCAUCGAGCCUAGCAAUCUUGAUCAUUUCCCCGAGAAAACGACGGAGAAAUUUCAAGAAAAACCUGCAGAUUCAAGUGUUGCUGCUCCUGCUCCAGCGACGACGGAGUCUGCCGGUACGACGGCAGCAUCGAACCCUCCUCACAGCUCGAACAUCCAACCCAACGGUGUCAACCCACACCAGCAUGAAGUAGAUUCAGCAGAUACUGAUUCAUCGCUUCCACCCGUCGAUACAGGAAAAGAUGCCUGGCUGUUCCUCCUCGCAGCCUUCAUUUUAAAUGUUUUAGUUUGGAGUUUCCCGUUCGCCUACGGAAUUUUCCAGGAAUAUUACUCCUCACACCCGCCAUUCAAGGGCCAGCGGAACAUUGCCAUUGUUGGUACCUGCGCUUUGGGAUUCAUGUAUCUCUCUUCGCCCUUUGUCUUUAGCCUACUUGUGUGGCGCCCUACGUGGAAAAGGCCUUGCAUCCUGGUCGGUUUGGUCAUCAUGUGUCUAUCGAUUGCACUCAGCUCUUUGAGUACGACAGUUCCACAUCUGAUCGCGAGCCAGGGUGUUUUCUCCGCAGUUGGAGGUGCUUUGUGUUAUAGCCCAGCAAUCAGUUUCGUGGACGAGUGGUUUGUGAAGAGGAAAGGUUUGGCUUUUGGCAUGAUGUGGGCAGGCACUGGUCUUGGUGGUGUCGUGAUUCCACUACUCCUCCAAGCCAUCCUCAACAAAUACGGCUUCCGCACCACCCUUCGCAUAUGGGCUGUGGUCUUGUUUGUUGCCACAGUGCCGCUCUACGUAUUCCUCAAACCGCGUGUGCCAAUUUCUCGGAACCCUUCUCGCCGCUCUUUUGACCUAUCCUUUCUCAAAACAAGAAUCUUCCUGCUGCACCAAUUUGGUAACAUCCUUCAAGGCUUUGGAUACUUUUUACCAGCCCUCUACUUGCCCACAUACGCAAAGAGUCUAGGCGCAUCGAACAGUGUCUCCGCACUCACGCUUACCCUUAACAACAUUGCCGCAGGGUUGGGGUGCGUAUUAAUGGGCUGGUCUGUGGAUCGCUGGCAUGUCACCACAUGCGUCUCCAUAACGACGAUAGGGUCUACACUAGCAGUCUUCCUCCUCUGGGGCUUUUCGACCCAUCUAUCACUGCUUCUGAUUUUCUGUUUCAUGUAUGGCUUGUUCGCCGGCUGCUACACAACAACGUAUUCGGGUGUGAUGAAAGCGCUCAGUCGCAGUCACGAGGCCACAGAUGCGACUUUGGUCUUUUCGGUACUUGUGGCAGGACGCGGUAUUGGGAAUGUGCUCAGCGGACCUGUCAGUCAAGCACUGAUCGGAGCAGGUCAAGUAGGACAUGUAGGCGUGUAUGCGAGCGAGUAUGGUCCGCUUGUCAUCUUUACGGGCGUCAGUGCUGUACUGGGAGGAUUCGGUUGUAUUGGAAGGGCGCUCAGAUGGUUUUGA
Messenger RNA from Bipolaris maydis ATCC 48331, 1512 nucleotides. Its product is annotated as major facilitator superfamily domain-containing protein. Gene Ontology annotation, cellular component: membrane. The record is from RefSeq and is a predicted model, not a curated record. Lineage: Eukaryota; Fungi; Ascomycota; Dothideomycetes; Pleosporales; Pleosporaceae. Gene Ontology annotation, molecular function: transmembrane transporter activity. Gene Ontology annotation, biological process: transmembrane transport.